Messenger RNA from Candidozyma auris, 3753 nucleotides. It is a transcript of the gene MSN5, whose product is annotated as karyopherin MSN5. The transcript has a single exon. Gene Ontology annotation, cellular component: cytoplasm; nucleus; RNA nuclear export complex. Bases 1 to 3753 code for a protein of 1250 amino acids. Gene Ontology annotation, biological process: RNA export from nucleus; protein export from nucleus. The record is from RefSeq and is a predicted model, not a curated record. Gene Ontology annotation, molecular function: RNA binding; nuclear export signal receptor activity. NCBI's taxonomy places the organism in Eukaryota, Fungi, Ascomycota, Pichiomycetes, Serinales, Metschnikowiaceae.
AUGACAAUGGACUCGUCUGGUGCCAAGCAGAUCGUCCAGGCAUUGGAGGCAAUCCACGAGCCUCGAUCGACAAAUGCCCAAAGAAGAGAAGCUCAAGAGUUUUUGGAGAAAAUCAAACAAAACGAAGAAGCCCCCUUUUGGGGGUUUCAAUUGGCUUUGCCUGACGACAACAAGAACAGCAUAGUACGUCAUUUUGGUCUUCUGCUUCUCCAGCACGUUUUAAGCAACAAGUUCCACACACUUGAUCGAACGAAGAUGCUCACGGUACGAGAGUGGGUGGUGACGCUUUGCGGCAAAGCCACAGAUAAUGAUCCUCAUUAUUUAAAAGAGAAAGUGGCGUUCUUGUGGGCGUCGUUGGCGAAACGAGUGUGGGGCAGCUGGCUCGUUAAAGGAGACGAUAUAAACCAGAGAUCAGGAAAUUCUCUGAAUGGGCUUGAGGGGAACAAAAAAGCCGAAUCGCAGAGCCCGAGUCAGCGAAUGGCGCUGCCAGAAGAUUUGGCAGACGGGUGGAGCUCCAUGGAUGCGGACCUCUGGGCCCUCUGGAACGAGAACCCUCAGUGCAGAGAGUUAUCGCUAAUAAUAACAAGGACACUAUUUGAGGAUAUAUUUCUUUUGGACGAUAUCGUUGCUAGUAAACGGUCGCCAAUAUUGAACCAGCUCAGUGUGCUCAUUGUGCACCCGACGUCGGUGCUAGAUCAAAUGUACGAGCCUAAUCCACGCAUUUCUCCUUGCAAAUACGUGAGCGAGGGCUGGUUCAGCCACUGGAGCAGCUUUUUGCUUGAAGUGCUUUCCAACAACGAUAUCACAUCACAUAGCGCUCAGGCAUUCGUGCCCAAGAUUCUUGGGGCAUUCAAGACAUGCCUUCACUGGGUGCAGCCGUCAGUUUUGCGGAACGAAAACAUCCUCAACACACUUAUCAAUAUCCUCACUGUGUCUGAUGUGAAAAUCAAAACUUUAGCCGUGGACUGCUUGCAUAUACUAUUCACAAGAGCAUAUCCCACCCUGGAGGACUUUGACUUUUUUGUUGGUAGCAUAUUCACCUGCGAGGGAAUUAAGAAACUCUCGCAAUUUUACCAUUCACUCAAAAUCGACCCUGACGACAUUGACGAACAAACAUACGCAUUGCUCAAGAAAACUGUCGAAAUGAUUGUUUCUCUUAGCGAAUACCUCAACAUCCUGCUACCCGCUAAGAAUAGGAUAGACUGGGCGAAAGCUGAUGUGAGUGAAUACCUUCGCCUUAUACUCACUACAACAAGUCAUCCAAGCUUAAUCAUUUCUGGCCUCUCUUUGCAGAUGUGGGUUACGACCUUACGAUUUGAUGAGCUCAGCUCAAAAGAGCCAGUUGUCAAUAUCUUGAUGGACUUGAUGGAAAUUGCGGCAAAUCGUGUGAUAAACUAUGAAUGGCUCGGCGAGGACGAGCCAUCUAAGAAAUACCUAGAGUUUGACUUUGAUUCUGCUCUGGACUCAUCGUCUUUCUUGUCAAAUUACAAGAAAUUCAAUGAAGAUAUUGUGCGUAUAACUGUUUGCAAAAAGCCCGAGGAGGGUCUCAAAUGGUUAGAGAACAGACUAGAAGCUUUCUUUUCUUCGCCACUAGGACACGCAUGCAUAAAUGAGGCAAAACUAGACGAGAAGUCAGAUCCUUAUAAUUGGGGUUCUGCUCAAUUCAAUAUAAUAGAAAACAGUAUCAGGGGAGUCUCUCGCUGGCGCAUAUGGUACAGUGGCGAGGAUUUCGAGACGAAGAACAACAGGCUCAAUAGUCUUGUGGAAGACUUGGGAGAACGUUUAUUAGCAAUGCAGCUAGCAUCGCCUUUGCUCAUCAGAAAGCAAGUACAAACAAUGGUUCAAUUUGCCCCAUUGCUCAAAGACGUGAGCCCCUUGAUGUUCAAAGUUCUCGAGAAGAUUAUCACUACAGCUACAUUUGAAUACCCACCAAACAUCAGUGAUGAUGAAAAGGAGCUUAUUCGUGAUUUGAGGACAAGCUGUGGUACGGAACUCAAUAGACUCGCUUAUAUCAUGCCUGAGUCAUUGAAAAAGAUCUUUUCCGAGCUUGAAGCGGUCGUCUCGAGCAUAUUGUCAUCUAACAAGGUUAGCAAUCAUGAGAAUGUCGCAUUCAAAUCAUUCCUUUUAGUCAUCGCCUCGAGGUCAUCCAUAGAAGAUAAAGAUGCUCUCUUUGCCAAGAUUGUCGAUCCAGACUUGAUGGCGUGGUCAGCUCCUGAAACAGAAAAAGGCCUUUCUGAUUUGCAUUGGUUCAUGGAGAGGCUAGGCAUUGCUGAAAUAGCUCAAUACUUCCAGAGAAGAAACAUCACAGCUAAUACAAAUCUAUUAGAGGCGGAGAUGGAUGAGGAAGGCAAAGCACUCAAAAACAAACUUAAAGAGCAUUGGUCCUCCAUAUUUCCGAUUCGUGCUACCCGAAUCUUCAUUCAAUAUAGCAUAGAGAAGCUCAGUCAUGACUCCCCGGAGUAUCAAGCAUUGCUUAGACUUUGGAAGCCUAGAGUGACACCUAUAAUACCCCACGUCUUACAGUUACUUGCACAAAUUCAAGCUUAUCACAAUCCUGACAAUUGGAAGGAUCUUCCUGAGGCAGUACAAUCGUUUUUGCGGUAUAGUCGCAUGGAAAGAUUUUGGCAGCAAGGUGUUUCCAUACAGAGCAAAGAGAUGUUCAUAGAGGAGAGCGUCAAAGCAGCACUUACCCUUCGAGAUUUUGCUGAUAGUGUUGGCCACUUGGUGAGAUAUACGCGGGAGUAUGCCUUCCUAACAAUUGGUUCUCUCUCCAACCUUGAGGACACAUUGUAUGAGAUCCCUAACAUUGCGACAUCAAUGUGGAACUCGUUGGCAGGUGACACCGUCGGUGUAACUCUACACAGUUGGAAGCAUAUGAUCAAUAGUUGUCUUCGAAGUGUCGUGAAGAAUUGUCCGGUUAAAUACGUUGAUGUUUUCAUGGCAGAGCUCUUACCAAAGGCGCUUUUCGAUAUUGACAAGUUGAUUGGCGAUCGAUGGGAAAAAAUUUAUAACACCGGGCUUCAGUUGCAAGGUAACGAGAACGACGCAACGCUCAGCGAAGAAAUGAUGGAAGAACAUAUGCUCAGACAACUCACAGCCACGGUUGUCCGCCUCUUGAUGGACAUCAUUCCACAGUUCAAUGCUAAAUCUAUGACAGAUACACAAUUUGCUUGCAAAAGACUUGUGACAACAAAUAAAGAAGUAAUGGGUGCAUUUCUCCAAAUUUGUUGUCGCAUCAUCACUCUUAAAGAUACAAAGUGUUCCUUCAACACUAUUCUUGUGGCAAGAAACAUUCUUCCCGCUAUAGUACUCAAAGAUGACGAUGUGGAUAAGUAUCUUUGCGAUGUUUUCAUGAACGCAUACUUGAAAGUAAUACUCGAUGACUACUUCGUGGAGACACACACUGAAGCUGCUACAGCACUAACGACUUUAUACUGUGCUCUCCGAUCAAAGAAUGAUUAUCCUGCGAGGGUUUUGAUGGAGGCAUUGCCUAACAUAACCUCACUGCAUAUCUCUAAUUUUGAGAAUCUUUUGGUAGGAUCGAGAUCUUUGCGUCACCAGCGCAUGGCUUUACUUGAAUUGGUGAGGAUUUCGAAGGCAGAUCAAAUAGAAGCUUCGGAAGAUGAAAUGAAGCUUCGGAAGAAGCAACUAGAGAUGAGCUCCGUAACCAAGAAGAAAAAGAGCACGAAUGAUAUCAUGAAUGACCCAUUCACCGAGAAUGGCGCGUUGAAUAAUCUAUUUGGUGAGGAAUAG